AUGGUGUUGAGAAACCAAUCUAUUACAUCAGUCGCAAAGUCAAUGGCCGCUGAAUCACGGUACACCCCAGUUGAGAGGCAUUAUUUAGCCUUAAUCUUCACAGCACAGAAGUUGCGUCACUAUUUUUUGGCACACCCGAUCCAGGUUAUGACCAAGAGUGAUCCAGUCUGCUACUUACUAAGUAAACCCACUCUGACUAGAAGAAUGGCAAGAUGGCUCUUGGCUCUAGCAGAAUAUGACAUCACUUGUGUUACUCCCAAGGCUAUUAAGAGCCAAGCACUCGCAGACUUACUAGCACAAUUCUCAUAUGGUGAAUAUGAACCUGCAGAGGUACCUCUACUAGAUGAGGUCCAUGUCUCAGCAGCUGCAGUUGAGACUUAUUGGGACUUAAAAUUUGAUGAAGCUUUUGGAGCUGGGAAAGGUGGAGCUGUCAUAACACUAACUAGUCAAGAGGGAGAGAAGUUUCAUCUAUCAUAUAAGCUUGACUUUGAAUGUUCAAACAACGAGGCCAAAUAUGAGGCGUUGAUACUAGGUCUAAUUGCUGCUCAAAAGAAAGGCCUCUACAAGUUGAAAAUUUGGGGCGACUCCAAGCUAGUUGUCAAGCAAACAAUGGAUGAGUUUUCCUUGAAGGAGCCUCUGUUGGCCCCAUAUCACACCAUAGUUCAAAGGUUGCUCACUUAG
Molecule: messenger RNA, 681 nt
Organism: Camellia sinensis
Lineage: Eukaryota; Viridiplantae; Streptophyta; Magnoliopsida; Ericales; Theaceae
Source: RefSeq, a predicted model, not a curated record